AUGCAAGAAAAAUGGAGAAGAGCUCUCAUUCCGCCGCCACCGCCGCAGCAGCAGCUACUUCGCGGGCGCGGCGGGGGCGCUCCGCCGCUGCAGCCGCAGCCCCCGGUGUACAACAUCGACAAGAGCGACUUCCGCGACGUGGUCCAGAAGCUCACCGGAUCUCCGGCGCACCACCAGAUCCGCCCGCCGCAGCCCCCUCCGGCGCCGGCGCCGGCGCCGGCGUCGGCGCCUCCCUCCCGCCUCCACCGCAUCCGCCCCCCUCCCCUCGCCCACCUCUCCCCCCGCCCCCAGGCUCCGCCCCUCGCGCCCCUCGCGCCGCCGAUCGUCCCCGCCGGCGAGCCGUGGACGCGGCCCCCGCUCUCCCCGCUGCCGCCCCUCCCCGCCGUGAGCGCCGCCGCGGAGUCGCCCAUCUCGGCGUACAUGCGCCGCCUCCGCGCCGGCGGCGCCGGCGCGGGGAUCCCCGCGCUGGGGCCGUUCCCUGCGGCGCCGCCGGGUGCCCCGGCGCUCCCGCCGCCGCCGAGCUCCCCGCUAGGGUUCGGGUGCCUCUCCUCGCCGCGAACGGCGUACCAGAUGAUGAUGGCGCCGCCGGGGCUGCUGACGCCGUCGUCGCCCGGGGUGCCUAUGCCGAGCCCCAGGUUGGGAGAACCAUGAACGGGAGCUUAAAAAUGAGCUCCCCUCGUUUUCUCGAUUCAACUAACCCUCAAUAUAGAAGGUAAAGCGCUUCUCAUGUUGGCAAAUCUGUUAGGUGUUUCACUUUUAUCUGUUAUUUUGGCUUUGAAUAGAAGUUGUUGUUACAGUGUUUUACUGUAAAUAUAAACUUUUUAUAGUGACUAACCAGCAAUUUUUAUGUCACUGUGAGAGAUCUGAUGCUGGUGGUGAAGAAAGUAGUAUGCUGAUCUUGUAAAUGGAUCUGUUACAUCUGUAAGAAUCGAAAAGAAUGUUGUUUAAAUAUUAGAAAGAUGAUAUAUUAAGUUGCUUCUGACAUUUGAGAUCUUACAUUACCGAAGCAUCUUUUUUUCUAUUUUUGUCA
Ananas comosus (pineapple) is the source of this 1030-nucleotide messenger RNA. RefSeq names its product VQ motif-containing protein 9-like. The transcript has 3 exons. The record is from RefSeq and is a predicted model, not a curated record. Bases 1 to 651 code for a protein of 216 amino acids. Lineage: Eukaryota; Viridiplantae; Streptophyta; Magnoliopsida; Poales; Bromeliaceae.